UGUUUUCGUAGCCCCGUUGGAGUCCUCGAAUUAUCGUCUCCAUCUGGACUCAAUCACCAGAGUUCUCAUCCUCUUCCGUUCCCCGCCGGCGAAUCGGCGAUCUUUCCUCUCCUACUAGAUUUCGGUUCUUCUGAAUCCAUUUCUUAUCUUUAACUGAUUUUCCGGCGGAUUACCUUAGCGUAAUCCGUUUAAUUUUAUUUACAUUUUCACACUUGAGCUGAAUCUGAUUUGCUCACUUAUCUGUGGAUGUCGAUUUCAGUGUUCGAAUUUUGUUGAUAUAUUGUGAAUCGGUGAAUAGAUUUGAGUGAAUAUGAUGGGGUAUGAGAAUCAGGGCUUCGAGGAGGCCCAUCUAUAUGCAUCGAAGGAAGAAAUGGAGUCUCUCGUCCUCGACGACGAUCCGGAUGGCUCCUCCAACGGCCGGAAGCCGUUCUCCGACCCGUUAUCAGCUUCAUCCUUGCCUUUCGCUGAAAUUGCUACCGACGACGAUCCCCUGCACCCUCGCCCGAGUCAAAGUCAAAACCCUAACUCCUUCAAUUCCAUCCUCGAGCCUCCGUCUUAUGCUGACGCCAUUUUCCGGUCCUUUGACGCCGACCAUACUUUGCCGGAAGUUAACGGGCAUGACCAGUCCGGCGCAUCGCCUUCGUCGUCUUCGUCAACGCCAAUGUCCGAGUACCUUCAUAUCACUGUCUCCGAUCCGCAGAAGGAGCAGGAGCUCACGAAUUCGCUUGUUCCGGGAGGGAGUACUUACGUUACCUACCUAAUUACUACGAGGACGAACUUACCUCACUUCAGCGGAACCGAAUUUAGCAUCCGAAGGAGAUUCAGGGACGUGGUGACAUUGUCAGACCGGUUAUCAGAAGCGUAUCGAGGGUUUUUCAUCCCUGUAAGGCCGGAUAAGAGUGUGGUAGAGAGUCAGGUGAUGCAGAAGCAUGAAUUUGUGGAGCAGCGGAGAGCGGCGUUGGAGAAGUACUUGCAGAGGCUGGCAGCACAUCCAGUGAUUCGGACCAGCGAGGAAUUGAGACUGUUUUUGGAGGUGCAGGGGAAACUGCCACUGGUGAGAACAACUGAUGCAGCAUCUAGGAUGCUGGGCGGGGCAGUGAAUCUGCCCCGGCAACUCUUGGGGGAGACAGGAGGAGUUGGAGCAGUGGAUGCGAAUGAGGUGGCACAGCCUGCCAAGGGAGGGAGAGACCUCUUGCGGAUUUUUAAGGAGUUGAAACAAUCAGUGACUAAUGAAUGGGUCGGGGUGAAGCCGGCUGUAGUGGAGGAGGAUAAGGAGUUCUUGGAAAAGAAAGACAGGUUGCAGGAUUUCGAACAGCAGCUCACGAAUGUGUCUCAGGAGGCAGAAACACUUGUGAAAGCUCAGCAAGACAUUGGAGAAACAAUGGGGCAACUGGGCCUAGCUUUUGUUAAAUUAACUAAGUUUGAGACGGAGGAAGCCAUUUUUGACUCUCAAAGAAAAAGAGCUACGGACAUGAAAAAUGUGGCAACUGCUUCUGUUAAAGCAAGCAGAUUGUAUAGAGAAUUAAAUGCCCAGACGGUUAAACAUUUGGAUAAGCUCCAUGAAUACCUUGGUAUGAUGUUGGCUGUCAACAAUGCAUUCUCAGAUCGCUCUAGUGCUUUAUUGACAGUACAAACACUGUUGUCAGAGGUUUCGGCAUUAAAUUCCAAGAUUGAAAAACUUGAAGCUGCUUCUUCUAAGAUAUUUGGUGGGGACAGGUCUAGAAUUCGGAAAAUUGAAGAGCUGAGAGAAACUGUUAGAGUCACUGAGGAUGCCAAGAAUUGUGCUGUCAGAGAAUAUGAGCGGAUCAAGGAAAACAAUAAGAAUGAGGUAGAGAGAUUAGACAAGCAGAGGCACGAUGAUUUCUUGAGCAUGUUGAGAGGAUUUAUUGUUAAUCAGGCAGGAUAUGCGGAGAAGAUUGCUAAUGUAUGGGAAACGGUUGCAGAUGAAACAAGCAGAUAUGCUAAACAUGAUAGCUGAAGAGUUAGAUUAUAUUCACUGUUUUCUUAGCUUUUGGUUUCUGUUGUCAUCUCUGGACUUCAAUUGUGUAGACCGUACUGGAUUGUUGAUACAGAGCAGGAGAGUCAACAUUCUUGUUGAAGGUUGAAAUUGUAAAAUUGUGAGAUUCUGAGAUAUAAGAUGUGGAUAUGGUGCAAAUUUACGAUUGAUUUUCGUGUGUCUACUGUCUUGACGCUUGGGCCAUUAUUUAAUGUUAUAGACAUUCCACUGUUUCAAUCUCAAA
Messenger RNA from Ipomoea triloba (trilobed morning glory), 2240 nucleotides. RefSeq names its product sorting nexin 2B-like. Gene Ontology annotation, molecular function: phosphatidylinositol binding. Bases 311 to 1978 code for a protein of 555 amino acids. The record is from RefSeq and is a predicted model, not a curated record. The transcript has 5 exons. NCBI's taxonomy places the organism in Eukaryota, Viridiplantae, Streptophyta, Magnoliopsida, Solanales, Convolvulaceae.